UAGAACUUCACAUAUUCUACUGAUCAAGUAAAACCACGAUAAUGUUGACUUUACUUUUAGUUUCACUUGUCGGAUCCGUUUCGGCGUAUGGCAAAGUAGGUCCAUUGUUAGGAGGACUUGGUAGUAGUGGAGUUGUCACUGGUGGAUCACUCAUUGGAGGCGGUGGAGUUAUUGGUGGGGCUGGAGGAAUUGUCAGUGGUAGUGGACUUCUGUUAAAUAAUGGUGGAUUAGGUGGAUUAGCUGGAGUAGGUGGAUUAGGUGGAUUAGGUGGAGUGAUCGGAGGUUUAAAUACAGGACUUGUUGGUGGAGGUCGACCAUGGUGCACAUGUAGUUUGAAAUGUGCUCCAGGACAAAUAAAACUCAACAAGAACUGUAACUUGGCACCUCUUCUUCCUGGUAGAUUGAAUACUUGUUGUUCCUUAUUGCCAUGGUGGGUAACCAACCAAAAUUACGGUCUUUCACUUGGUGGAGCUGGUCUUAUUAGUGGUGGAGGUAUUGUCGGAGGUGUAAGUGGUAUUUUAGGAGGUGGUAGUGGACUUCUUGGUUCCAUUGGUGGUAUCGGAGGUCCAAUUGGUGGUAUUGUCGGUGGUGUAAGUGGUAUUUUAGGAGGUGGUAGUGGACUUCUUGGUUCCAUUGGUGGUAUCGGAGGUCCAAUUGGUGGUAUUGUCGGUGGUGUAAGUGGUAUUUUAGGAGGUGGUAGUGGACUUCUUGGUUCCAUUGGUGGUAUCGGAGGUCCAAUUGGUGGUGUUGUCAGAGGUUCUGUUGGUGUCAUUGGAGGAGGCAGCAGUGUUCUCAGUGGACCAAUUGGUAAAGGAGGAUAUUAUUAAGUAUUUGAAAUGUAACACAAACACGAAGAAAAACUUGAAAUGAAAUGCUAGAAGUUAGUAAAUGUGUUUAAUAAAUAUAAUCACAAACCGAA
This is a messenger RNA of Mytilus californianus (California mussel), 919 nucleotides long. RefSeq lists its product as uncharacterized. The record is from RefSeq and is a predicted model, not a curated record. The transcript is spliced from 5 exons. Lineage: Eukaryota; Metazoa; Mollusca; Bivalvia; Mytilida; Mytilidae. The coding region runs from base 42 to 827 and encodes 261 amino acids.